AUGAGCGUAGAUGCCACCAGCAGUCAACAUAAACGCAACUCAAACCAGUCACGCCCAAAUGUAGCGCAGCCAAACCCUAGCAAUAAGAAGAAUAGUAGCAACAAACAAAACCAGAUUCAGAAUCAAUCUCCACAGAAUUCCAAGCAGAACCAGAACCAGAACCAGCAGCUGAGCAAGUCAGCAGCACCUGCCGCGGCGCCACCCCCCAAGACCAAGUCACCUCCACCUCCUGCAGAAUUAGAACCGCAUGUGUCCCUAGAAGGGUUUAAUGGCGAUCAGAUCGAUGUGCUCUUAAAUGGCGGUGAAGAAAAUGUAGCAGAACACUACAAGAUGGAAAAGCCACCAACCAACAAACAGGCAGCAUGGGCACAGAAACGUGAGUAG
Molecule: messenger RNA, 384 nt
Organism: Lithohypha guttulata
Lineage: Eukaryota; Fungi; Ascomycota; Eurotiomycetes; Chaetothyriales; Trichomeriaceae
Exons: 2
Coding region: 1-384 (127 amino acids)
Source: RefSeq, a predicted model, not a curated record